Messenger RNA from Megalops cyprinoides (Indo-Pacific tarpon), 4579 nucleotides. RefSeq names its product syntaxin-binding protein 5-like. The transcript has 30 exons. Gene Ontology annotation, cellular component: plasma membrane; SNARE complex; cytoplasm. The record is from RefSeq and is a predicted model, not a curated record. The coding region runs from base 368 to 4168 and encodes 1266 amino acids. NCBI's taxonomy places the organism in Eukaryota, Metazoa, Chordata, Actinopteri, Elopiformes, Megalopidae. Gene Ontology annotation, molecular function: GTPase activator activity; syntaxin binding; myosin II binding. Gene Ontology annotation, biological process: regulation of exocytosis; regulation of protein secretion.
UUUUGUGAUUUUAAGAAAUUACUUCAUCAUGUGGAAAUAAUGAAGUUAAAUAAUUUAGCUCGAACUUGAAGUACAUUUAAUACAUACCCAAUCAUUCACUCGCAUUUUCAUUUUGUUUUGCAUUGUUCUUUUUCAGUGAUAUGGACAUACAUUGCUCUUCAAAAAGGCUGAUAAGGAUGAAGUCACUCUACGACUUUUUAAAUUGUACUUGGGAGAAUAGGGGAGCAUAGGAGCUGCAGGCACAGCUACGUUGAAUUUCCGGGAUUUUUCAUGACUCUGGCGGCGUUUUAUCAAUGUAAUUUGAAUUGAAUCGACAUAAUAUUUUAGGCAGAAAUUGUUAUUGACAUUUAUACACACUUCGUCCAAAAUGAAGAAGUUUCGGAAGGUUUUGGACGGACUGACAACCUCUUCACCAGUUAAUGUCGGCAGUGCCCCGGUUUGCAGCAGCACGGCCGGUACUCCCACCGCAGCGGUGACUCCCAGAGAAAUUGAAGUGCAGGAGACGCUCGUUUCUGAAAACUUUCAGAUUUGUAAGACGGUUCGGCAUGGAUUUCCAUACCAACCCACUGCUCUGGCAUUUGACCCUGUUCAGAAGAUCCUGGCCAUUGGGUCUCGAUCGGGCGGUGUGAGAAUAUUGGGACGGCCUGGUGUUGACUGCUUCUGUCAGCAUGAGAGUGGAGCAGCUGUGCUUCAGCUGCAGUUCCUGAUCAAUGAGGGGGCGCUAGUCACAGCUUGUGCAGAUGACACACUUCAUCUGUGGAACCUACGGCAGAAGCGCCCAGCCAUCUUGCACUCUCUCAAAUUCAACAGAGAGCGCAUUACGUUCUGCCACCUGCCAUUCCAGAGUAAAUGGCUCUAUGUGGGCACAGAGCGUGGGAACACACACAUUGUCAACAUCGAGUCCUUCGUUCUAUCUGGAUACGUCAUCAUGUGGAACAAGGCCAUCGAACUAUCAACCAAAACACAUCCUGGACCCGUGGUUCAUUUGAGUGACAGCCCAAAGGAUGAAGGGCGGCUGCUGAUAGGUUUUGAGAGUGGGACAGUGGUACAGUGGGACCUCCGAGUCAAGAAGGCUGACUUCCGAAUCUACUAUGAUGAGGCCAUCCAUUCUGUCAGCUGGCACCAUGAAGGGAAGCAGUUCAUGUGCAGUCACUCAGAUGGCAGUCUCACCACCUGGAACCUGAGGAACACCUCCAAGCCCUUCCAGGUCACCUUCCCCCACGGGAAGGCACAGAGGGAUGGUAAGAAGCCAGAGUCCUGCAAGCCCAUCCUGAAGGUGGAGUACAAAACCACGAGGAACAGCAGUGAGCCCUUUGUCAUCUUCUCUGGGGGGUUGUCCUACGACAAGGCCAGCAGGAGGCCAACUCUGACCAUCAUGCACGGCAAGUCCAUAACCGUGCUGGAGAUGGACCACCCCAUUGUGGACUUCCUGGUUCUCUGUGAGACGCCAUACCCUAAUGAGGUCCAGGAGCCAUAUGCUGUGGCAGUGCUGCUGGAGAAAGACUUCAUUUUGGUGGAUCUCACUCAGAGCAGUUUCCCCAUCUUUGAGAACCCCUACCCCAUGGAUAUCCACGAGUCCCCGGUCACUUGCACGGCGUAUUUCGCCGACUGUCCUCCCGACAUCAUCCCCGUUCUCUACUCCAUCGGAGCGAAACACAAAAAGCAGGGCUACAGCCAUAAGGAGUGGCCAGUGAGCGGAGGCACGUGGACGCUGGGUGCACAAACCUACCCUGAGAUCAUCAUCACUGGACACGCAGACGGAUCGAUAAAGUUUUGGGACGCGACUGCCAUCACCUUACAGAUGCUAUACAAGCUGAAGACGUCCAAGGUGUUCGAGAAACCGAAGGCAGGGGAGGGCCGGGGGGCGGAGAUGGUGGAAGAAGACCCCUACGCCGUGCAGAUGGUCAGCUGGUGCCCGCAGAGCCGACUCUUCUGUGUGGUGGGCAUCUCCGCCCACGUCAUCCUGUACCGUCUCAGCAAGCACGACGCCACCACCGAGAUAGUGUCACUGGAAGUGCGCCUGCAGUGCGACGUGGAGGACGUCCUGUCUCCGUGCGAGGCCGAGAGCACCCCUGGUCUCUCGGACCAGAGCUCACACUCCCCCCAGCAGGCCCCUGCCAGCCCGGGGAGCGUCACCCCCGAGGGCCUGCGUGACAGCAUCCCCUGCCUCAAGGUAAAGAACAGGCCAGUCAGGAUGCCCCCUGGGUACCAGGCGGAACUGGUGGUGCAGCUGCUCUGGGUGGAUGGGGAACCUCCCCAGCAAAUCACAAGCGUGGACAUAAACUCUGCCUACGGCUUGCUGGCUCUUGGGAACUGUAAUGGGCUGGCGGUGGUGGACUACCUCCAGAAGAGCAUUCUGCUUUGCAUGAGCACCCUGGAAUUAUACGGCUCCAGUGACCCCUACCAGCGGCUCACUCGCUCCCCUCGCAAGAACAGACAAUUCACUCAAGACAACUUUUGCAUGCGUGGCCUGUCUAACUUUUAUUCAGAUUCAAAGAAAAGGAUCCGUACCUCCUACCAGAGCCUUACAGAACUCUCCGACAACCAGGUGCCCCUGGAGCUGGAACGGAGCAGGUCGCCCACUUCAGUUCCAUACCCAACCUCCCUUCACAAUGAUCCUCGUUCCUUUCCUGAACCCGUGGCCAAUCUGAAAGCCAGCCACUACAGUCCAGUCUUUCACUUGCUGGACAAUGUUAGGGGACCAGACAGAAAGCUAAGUCUGCCAACAGAUCUUAAGACUGAUCUUGAUCAUGUAAAUGGACAUUGCACUAGCCCCACCUCCCAGCCCUGCGUUGCUGGGAAGCCACGCGUCCCCGGUCCCGAGGGCCCCAGGCUGAGCCGGCGGGGGCCCGGCCGACCGCCCUUCCGAAAGGCCCAGUCUGCCGCUUGCAUGGAGAUCUCUUUGCCUGUUUCCCACACGGAAGGCUAUGCCUCCAAGCGUGCAAUGCUUCAGCAAUUACACGGAGUCAGUAUGUACUCUCACGAUGAGCACCACGCCACCAUGUACUCCUGGAGUGAGAAAGAAAGCCGGGAGAACUCCUUCAGCCGCUCGCGGAGCUCCAGCGUCUCCAGCAUUGACCGCGAGACCAAGGAGGCCGUCACCACGCUGCGCUUCAUGGAGUCAUGCGCCCGCAAGGCGGACACGGCGCCCGCGCCCUCCCUGUGGGUGGGCACCAGCCUCGGGGUGGUGCUCGUCAUUGGCCUCUCCAUCCCGGCCGACGAGGAGGAACGGCUGGACGAGCCCGUGGCGGUGGCGCCGAGCGGAACAGUGCUGAUGCUGAAGGGCUCUGUACUGACAUUCGGGUCUUUGGAUUGUGGGGGCUCUCUGAUCCCCAGUCCCUACGAGGUGUGGAGGGACCCCCACGCGCCUGAGGACCCCGACCGCCCUCGCAAGCGAAAACUGGUCAACUUCUCUCCCUCCUCGUCCCAGGAGGUGGCCGGGGACGGCCACCUGGCCGUGGUGUGCUCCGAGAGGCAGGCCAAGGUCUUCCUGAUGCCUGCACAGACGUGCCUCUUCGUCCACAACAUCACGGAGUCCUCGUUUGUCCUGCGCUCGGACGUCGUGUCCGUCUGCAACAGCGUCUGCCUGGCCUGCUUCUGUGCCAACGGUCACGUCAUGACCCUCAGCUUGCCUAGCCUGCGCCCCCUGCUGGAUGUGAACUACCUGCCGCUGACAGACAUGCGCAUCGCUCGCACCUUCUGCUUCACCAACGGGGGGCAGGCUCUCUACCUGAGCACCCCCACUGAGAUUCAGCGUAUCACCUACAGCCAGGAGAUGUGUGACAAUCUGCAGGAGUUUCUGGGGGAGCUGUUCACUCCAGUGGAGACCCCUGAGGCCCAGAACAGAGGCUUCCUUAAAGGUUUCUUUGGUGGGAACGCCCAGACCUUCGACAGGGAGGAGCUGUUUGGGGAAGCAGCAGCAGGGAAGGCAUCCCGAAGCCUGGCCCAGCACAUCCCGGGCCCGGGGGGUAUGGAGGGCAUGAAGGCAGCGGCCGGGGGCGUGGUGGGAGACCUCGCCAGGGCCCGCAUAGCACUGGAUGAGAGGGGCCAGAGGCUAGGCGAGCUGGAGGAGCGCACCGCGCUAAUGAUGUCCAGCGCAGAGGCCUUUUCCAAACACGCCCACGAGCUGAUGCUGAAAUGCAAGGACAAGAAGUGGUAUCAGUUUUAAAGAGGGGGUGGAGUCUGCUCUCGUUCCUGUGGGACACAGAGGUGGGAUAUGGACCUUCACUCUAUCGAACAGAGACGCAAGACUGGCUAUGCGUUUGCGUUCUUCCCAACAACAAGCCAGAGCAGGAUUUUCAUUGGUUGGUGGAGCUGAACAUGGAUGGCCGGCUGCUGUAGAUUGUGGGGAGAUGGACACAGACCAAAGGUUUGUGAGACGAGGUCCCUGGCAUCACCCCCCCAUGCAGGACUACAGUCCACCUCUGUGUUGGGAUGCUCUCACUAGACAUAGCUCAAGAUGAGUGGAUACUGUAAAGUUAUAGAAAUAAGACCGAUUGCAUGAAAUGAAAUGGAGGAAUAAAACAAUAAAACUGCCAUAUUAAAAGCAGCAUGUUACUUCAAAGAAAGUUUUAUUAAA